AUGACGGGCCGCAUCGCUUCUGCCGUGGAUCUCUGUCGAGAGUCAUUUGAGGAAGCUAGCAAAGUUCUCCGAGCAUAUGAGAGGAAUAAUUCGAUUAACGAGCGAGUUAAACAUGAGAGUGAUCGAUUCCAAUCUUGGACAAAACAAAAUGGCGCGCAUAAGCUCAACAUGGGCUCACUGGAUGAGAAGCUAAGAGACUCAGCACAUCUUCGUGACGUUGUCAUUGACUGUCUUGAGCACCUCGCCAGUACCUUGAUGAGAAUUUCUCAGCUUGCGUCCUCAUCUCUGCAUGAACAAGAUUCAAUACUGAAGCAAUAUGCGGGUGGCUCUGUUGAAGCAACACGUAAUUCAGUCGAAAUCUCUGAUGCCGAGUUUUCGGAUGAAGAACUGCUUAAGGACACAGAUCAGGUUGAAAUGCUUUGCAGGAGUAUCGCUCACACAACAACCAAUCUCACAAAGCUUAGUGUCACGUUCCAUAAUCCAGUACCCAUUGACCGUUAUAGAAAAGCUGCGAAAGUUGACAUAUACGACUUUGAGAAACGGGACAGGGAAUACGUCGACUCGGUCUUCCCCAUAUUGAGCCCAACUUUAAAGGAGAGGAUGGUUCAAUCCAUCCUUUCUCGUCGAAGAUUCUUGCAAUAUUGCAAGGUCCAUCAUUUAAAACUUGCGGGGGGCUUUGUGGUCAAUACCGAAACAAAUGAUAGGUCUGAAGAGAGUAUCAAGACUUUUGAAAACUACUCUGAGACUACAGCGUCACGACCCCCUGAUAUCGAUGAUUUUAACGAUCCAGAGGCACCAAAGCAAUACAUUAAUACAGAUAUAGAAGACCUUCACUCCAUAACUUCGUACGCAUCAGAUACAAACGAUUCGUCGAGACCAUGCCUUCCAGCACCACCGCAUGAGCUCGGUGUAGAACCUUUCCCGUGUCCUUAUUGCUAUCUAUAUAUUAGCCCUAAAACUACGAAAGAAUGGAGGGAUCACGUAGCCAGUGACCUGCAGCCUUACAUUUGUACUUUUGAGGAUUGUAGGAACCCAGAUGAACUGUAUGGCUCUCGAAGUAAAUGGUUCGAGCAUGAGCAAACUCACCACAGACAGUCUCUAGCUUGCAUUCAAAACCAGUGUCUGGCAUCCUUUAGCACAUUCCAAGACUUUGAAACUCACUUAAGCCGGGACCAUAAGGAGGCACAUCGGCGACCAUCAGCUGCAGAUGGCCUGUGGGUCUCCAGAUACUAUUAUUGGGACCAUGGCAACGAAGAUGAAGAAGACGAUAACGACGUUACCCCAGUGGAUUUUAUCAAACCUACUAGUGACCCAAUGGAGAAUUGUGAGGUCGCUGAAAAGAAAAAUUUACGGCACAAUAGUAUCACGAGCCCAAAUAAUGUCGACAAGCUUUACCGCAAGAACUCUUGGUUUUUUACAAGGCGUCUACUAGAUAUCAACGGGCCGGCCAAGUUGGGGUCACUCAUUGAGGAUCCUCUAGACCCGGAAACAGUUCUAGUACCGCCAAUCACGGAUGUGGUACCUUUGAAUGUCCCACAAGCUCAAGAGACCAAUGAUGUUAAUCUAGAGGAGCGGUCAACCAAAUCCUGGUCUUUCGGGGUCAGUUUUAGGAAGAUCCUUGGGUGGAAAAUUGAAAAGAGCACGUCAAAGCGACAUAGCCUAGAGGUUGAAAAGCUCGAGCGCGUCGUUUUUUCACCAACAGAAGAGUAUAUUUCAAUGUUGGUUAAGGCAUUACCACCAUCAAAGAAACACCAGUUCCGAGUACGAAACAGGCCAUUCUAUGUCCUUACCGGUGUUAUGGUAGGGAAAGGCCUUAAGUUCAACUCAAUAAUGAGGAAUGCAACGAGCUCUUCCAAAAAUUCUGAUCUCGAUUUCCUACAGACAUGGGCAGAAUCGCAAAUAGAAGGGAGAAACGGUGAAUGUUUUGAAGGCGAUGGCAUUAUUGGAUACCGCCUGACCAAAGUCCAGAUCCGGGGUUGA
This is a messenger RNA of Trichoderma virens Gv29-8, 1980 nucleotides long. RefSeq lists its product as uncharacterized. Lineage: Eukaryota; Fungi; Ascomycota; Sordariomycetes; Hypocreales; Hypocreaceae. The transcript has 4 exons. The record is from RefSeq and is a predicted model, not a curated record. The coding region runs from base 1 to 1980 and encodes 659 amino acids.